This is a messenger RNA of Colletotrichum higginsianum IMI 349063, 828 nucleotides long. Its product is annotated as Duf427 domain protein. Lineage: Eukaryota; Fungi; Ascomycota; Sordariomycetes; Glomerellales; Glomerellaceae. The transcript is spliced from 3 exons. The record is from RefSeq and is a predicted model, not a curated record. Bases 1 to 828 code for a protein of 275 amino acids.
AUGUCGAAGCCAGGGCAGUUUCGAGCCGACCUUCCCGAGCUUGCUCGGCAUCUCCUCACCAACGGCCCUCACAAGAGCCAACCCACUUCUCGGCGCGUCCGUGUCAUACUCAACCACACAUACAUCGUCGACACCACCAAGGCGAUCCACGUCUGGGAGCAUGUUGCCUACCCUCAGUACUACGUACCCACAUCGGAGCUCCGAAACUGCAGCUGGGAGGACAAGCAAGACAUCCCGUCGCCAAAGGAUACUUCGGCCGUGGCGGCACACGUCAUCCGAGUCACCAUCCCCGGCAAGAACGGCAGCGAGAGCGUCGCGACCGACCGCGCCUUGAGGUUUUCCGACGACGAGGAGCUCGGCGGCGUGCUGAGGGGCAUGGUACGAUUGGAGUUUGGCAGCAUGGAUGGAUGGCUGGAAGAGGAAACACCCAUCUACGUCCACCCCAAAGACCCCUUCAAGCGCAUCGAAGUCCUCCCGUCCUCGCGGCCGGUCGAGGUCAGGGUGGCCGGGAAGACCGUCGCCAAGACCGACUUCGCCGUCCACUUGUUGGAGACGGGCCUGCCCACGAGAUACUACCUUCCGUUGGCAUCGGUCGACCAGGCGGCACUCCGCAAGAGCGAGCUCGUCACGCAAUGCCCGUACAAGGGCGACGCCGAAUACUACCAUGUCGUAGUCGACGGCGAGGAGCACAGGGACUUGAUCUGGUACUACAGACUCCCGACCCACGAGAGCGCGGGCAUAGCCGGUCUGUUGUGCUUUUACAACGAGAAGGUCGACAUCCUCUUGGAUGGCGAGCUCUUGGAGAGGCCUACAACCUUCUUUUCAUAG